AUGGGCGUUGUCAAGGUAGAUGAUUCAUCAGGUACGAAAAAUCCAUUACCCAAUCUUAUUGAUGCUGGGGUAAACAUGAUAGGUGAAAGUAUGGGGAAAAAGGUCAAGGAGAAUAUUGUUGAGGUUAAAAUCCCUUUGAAGAGGGUUUGGAAAGUAAUGGUGGGAAGAGGUUUAAUCGACUCGGAUUUAGUGAUAGGUGGUGAGACCCAAAAUUAUUGUGAGUUCCAUCAUGAGGUGGGACACAAAAUUCAGAGAUGUGAGGAAUUCAGAGCUCUGGUCCAGAGCAUGAUGGAUAAUGGAGAAAUAGAGUUUUUUGAAGAGGUUGAAGGAAAAGGAAGUAUAUGUGAAUCGGAGUCAGUGACGAGGAUUCCAAAGGUUAAUCAUCCUGUGAUUAUCAUCUCACGCCCUAGGGUUAAUGAGGUUAGGGCACAGGUGACGCUGAAGAUUGUAAUUCAGAAGCUGACAAAGUUUUCGUAUAAGGAUAGUAAAAAGGUCCCCUGGAAUUAUGAGUGCAAUGUAACAGUCUCGGGAAAGGAAGCUUCAGUCAGUGUUGCAAAAGAAAACCAAAAGAUAGGUUCUUAUACGAAUAAUGAGAAGCACUACGGUUGGAUAAAUGCCCAAGCAGAAUCGAAGGAGGGGAAAGUUUUUGCAGCAGAGCAAAAGGAAGAGAAGACAGUUGAAUCUAGGCCAUUGAUUAAUGAGCCAAUAAAGGAGGAAGAAGCCACCAAAUUUUUGAAAUUUCUAAAACACAGUGAGUAUAUCGUGGUAGAGCAGCUGCAUAAGCAACCAGCUCGUAUAUAUGUGUUAGCUUUACUCAUGAGUUCAGAGGUGCAUCAAAAUGUGCUAAUGAAGGUGUUGAACGAAACAUAUGUGGCAAGUGAUAUUUCUGUCAACCAAUUGGAUCGGUUGGUCAAUAAUAUAAGAGUCGAUAAUUUUAUCUUUUUCAAUGAUGACGAAAUACCAACUGGAGGUAUGGGGUCCACUAGAGCUCUGCACAUUACUACUCGGUGUAAAUGGUACAUGCUGCCGGGAGUUUUGAUUGAUAAUAGAUCCGUAUUGAAUGUAUUGCCCUUAUCUACUCUCAAUAGGCUACCUAUGGAUAGCUCACAUAUGAAAACGUGUCAAAAUGUAGUAAGGGCGUUCGAUGGAAUGGAAAGGAAGGUUUUGGGGAGAAUUGAGAUACCAUUGCUGAUUGGCCCAAAUACUUAUGAAGUGGAUUUUAUUGUAAUGGAUAUUAAGCCUUCUUAUAACUGUUUGUUAGGGAGACCUUGGAUACACUCGGCAGGGGAUGUGCCUUCAUCGCUACAUCAGAAGUUGAAAUUAGUGUCAGAAGGAUGGUUGGUGACAAUAAAUGCCAAGGAGGGUAUUAUUGUGUCAAUAACUAGUAGUACACCAUAUGUGGAGACGGAUGAGGAGGCGGUGGAAUGUUCUUUUCGGACCUUAGAGUUCGUGAAUGCAACACUUAUUGUCGAGGGGAAUAGAAUUCCAGUGCCGAAGAUAUCCAAGACUACAAUAAUGGGUCUUCAAUUAAUGGUGAGAAGAGGAGCUGUACUGGGAAAAGGAUUGGGAAGAUAUUUGCAAGGAAGAGUUGAGGCACCAGUGAUGAAAGAAAAGUUUGAUAGUUUUGGUUUAGGCUAUAGACCAGACAUAAAACAAAAGAGAAAGGAAAUAGAAAAAAGACAGGAGAGAAGAAGGGCACGCCUGAAUGGAAAUGAAGUUAAGUGGGAGCCUAUGGCUUUCCCUCACAUAUCCAGGACCUUCGCAUCGGGGGAGUUCAUCCAUCCUGAGCGAAGAGUAAUUAAAGUGAAAAGUAUUGAGGAAAUGCUGGGAGAUGUCCACAUCAAUGCCCUAGACAAAAUUGAGAGAGGGACAUUGCUAGAGAUUCGCCUUUACGAACUUGGAAGCGAGCUGAACAAUUAG
Gossypium raimondii (Peruvian cotton) is the source of this 1920-nucleotide messenger RNA. RefSeq lists its product as uncharacterized. NCBI's taxonomy places the organism in Eukaryota, Viridiplantae, Streptophyta, Magnoliopsida, Malvales, Malvaceae. The transcript has a single exon. The coding region runs from base 1 to 1920 and encodes 639 amino acids. The record is from RefSeq and is a predicted model, not a curated record.